Molecule: messenger RNA, 1457 nt
Organism: Puntigrus tetrazona (Sumatra barb)
Lineage: Eukaryota; Metazoa; Chordata; Actinopteri; Cypriniformes; Cyprinidae
Gene: anxa5a
Product: annexin A5a
Biological process (GO): negative regulation of coagulation
Cellular component (GO): cytoplasm
Molecular function (GO): calcium ion binding; calcium-dependent phospholipid binding
Source: RefSeq, a predicted model, not a curated record
AUGCCCUCCCCGAGGAGGUUCCUGGUGGCGUCCACCUCCUUGCCUCUUACAGCGGGAUGGGGCUGGAACUUAAGCGUCUAUUUGGGGCUCUUCACACUAAUGCUGGUUCUGAUGGGACUUCUUCUGUGGAUGCUGCUAAAACAACUCAGAAACUCUGUAGGCAAUAGCACCCUUCAGCCGCAUCUGGGCUCCCGCAGACAUCAACUGCUCGUAGUGCUGCCUGUACCUGUACAAAUGGCAACCAGAGGAAGUGUGAAACCCUUUGUGAACUUCAACGCGAAGCAUGAUGCUGAAGUUUUGCGCAAGGCCAUGAAAGGGAUCGGCACUGAUGAAGAUACCAUCCUUAUGUUACUGGCAGCUCGCAGUAAUGCUCAGAGACAGGAAAUAAAAGCAGCCUAUAAAACUUUUGGCAAGGAUCUAGUGAAAGACCUACGGUCAGAGCUUGGUGGGAAGUUAGAGGAUCUUAUUGUGGCCAUCAUGUAUCCGACCAUAUUAUAUGAUGCACAUGAACUCCAUAAAGCCAUCAAGGGAGUGGGUACAGAGGAUGAGGUUUUAAUUGAGAUCCUGGCAUCCAGGACGUGUGAUGAGAUAAAAGAUAUCGACAAAGUUUAUAAGAAAGAAUAUGGAAGCAAGCUGGAAAAAGACAUCAUGGGUGAUACAUCAGGACAUUAUCAGAGGAUGCUGGUGAUCCUUGCACAGGGAAACAGGGAGGAGGGAAUAGAUGAGAGCAGAGUGGAAAAAGAUGCAAAGGAGCUGUAUGCUGCCGGAGAGGGGAAAUUCGGCACGGACGAGGACAAGUUCAUCAACAUACUCGGCAACAGGAGCAACGAACACCUGAGAAAAGUGUUUGAAGCCUACAAAAAGAUUGCCGGCUGUGACAUCGAAGAGAGCAUAAAAGAUGAGUGCACUGGGAACCUGGAAGCACUGCUAAUGGCCACGGUUAAGUGCUCAAAAAGUGUCCCUGCUUAUUUUGCUGAAUCGGUUCGAGACUCUAUGCGGCGUGCCGGCACUGAUGAUGAGUCUCUCAUAAGGAUCAUGGUGUCCAGAAGCGAACGGGAUAUGUUGGACAUCAGAGCGAUCUACAAGAAGAAGUAUGGAGAAUCACUCUACAGCACCAUACAGGAGGACACUGACGGAGAUUACCAGAAGGCCCUCCUCUACCUGUGUGGUGGGAAUGAUUAGAAAAACUAACUGCGUUCAUUAUUUGCAUCCUUUCAAGAUCUUCAGGUUUCUUGUGCACAUUUUUCAUUUGUGGUCAUUUUUACAUAUUUAAUGUUUUAUGAUUUGGGAACAAGCUGUUUCAGUGUCGGAGAGUAGGAGGGUAUUGUGUAAUGGUUUUGGUGUGAUGUUUGUAUACACAUUCUUUAACAAAAUUGAACGGUUUCAGAAAGGUUAAUGAAUUGUUUUGGUUGAUGUAUUGUUUCAAAACUGUGUGAAGACUUUGAAAAUAAAAUGUU